GACGAUGAGAGAAUAAUUUUAUAGUAGAAAUGGGACAGUCUAUUGAUUUUUCGUACAUGUUUAUAGGUUGUUGUUGCAACCGUAGUUGUAUUGGUUUUGCUCGUCCCGGUCGCUAUGGCUAUUUCAAGCCAGCAUCUAUUGUAUUUGGAGGUUUUCGACUGCUCCGUUCGCAUCUCAAGCUCAACCUGUGUUGCAGUCUAAAACGAGCAGAACGCUACACUUCGUCAGAUUGGAGUCGUUGCUUGCUUUCGCUUCCCAAAUCCAUUAUUUUAAGUCGUAUUCGUAGUCAUUUAUUUUGGACAUGUUGUGUUUCGUUUCUUGUUUCUUUAUUUGACCACUUUUUUAAGGUUCCUCCUUUCAAUCCGAUACCUCAUACGCUACUUGGAAGUGCCAUGGGAUUAUUGUUGGUUUUUCGAACGAAUGCGGCCUAUGACCGUUUUUGGGAAGCACGUAAAUUGGUAGGUGUAUUAGCUGUUCAGUCUCGAGAGAUGACUCGUUGUAUUCAUUCCUACUUCAACGAAGAAAAGUUUCAAGUGAUCAAGAUUCGUCUUGUCAUGCUUCUAAAACUUUUUCUUGUCGCCUUUCUACAACAUGUUCAAGGCACAGCGGAUGUCGUUUCUUUUCGAAAAAUGAUUCGUUCCAAUCCGGAAUACAGUGAUUCCUCCUCCCAUUUCGUAGAUAUCUUCGCUGAUGAGAUUGUACAUUCUCCGAAUCCUCCCCUCUUUGUGUUAUUUCAAUUGUCGAUGCAAAUCAAAGCUGCCUUUAGGGAAACCACCAAUGUAUCCGAUUGGGUUGUACAGCGUGCUAAAAUGGAAUGGCAGUUGAGUAGUCUAAUGGAAGUUUUGUCAGGUUGUGAACGUAUUAUCACGACUCCCGUUCCACUUGGAUAUUCAAGACACACCAGUCGAUUUCUUUCAUUGUGGUGUUUUACUUUUCCGUUGCUUGUUGUAUCCCAUUUCAAGUUUCUAACCGUUCCUGUCACUGCGUUUGUCUGUUGGUCGCUAUUUGCCAUUGAAGAAAUUGGUCACGUCAUAGAAGAUCCUUUUUUAGAGGGAACUCAGAAACUUCCCAUCAAGUCCAUGAUAUCCUCUUUACUUGCUGAUGUGGAUUAUGUAAACCAUCUCCCUGUCUUUUUCUCAUGAGAAGAGGAGGUGGUAUCGAUGGA
Galdieria sulphuraria is the source of this 1165-nucleotide messenger RNA. RefSeq lists its product as uncharacterized. The coding region runs from base 57 to 1142 and encodes 361 amino acids. Lineage: Eukaryota; Rhodophyta; Bangiophyceae; Galdieriales; Galdieriaceae. The record is from RefSeq and is a predicted model, not a curated record. The transcript has a single exon. Gene Ontology annotation, molecular function: chloride channel activity.